GCCACGCCCACUUCCUCCUGUCUGUGUUUCUGUUUUUACUUUCACUUUCAGCCAGAAUGUGACGCAGAUGAAAAGCCUCCAUUUUAAGGUUUGGACUUUCUGCUGUUUACACUCAGAACAUCUGAACCCAGUUGGUCUGCAGGUGAAGCAGUGAGACGCAGUGAACAUGGAUCAGUGUGAGGACGGAGUCACUGAAGCGGCUCUGCAGGAGGGAAGCCAGAGCAAUGAAUCUGAACCAGAACCAGAACCAGAAUCUGGACCAGAACCUGAAACAGAACCUGGACCAGAACCAGAACCUGGACCAGAACCCAGCUGUAUUUCCUUACAGAGUGGCAAGUCAACUGGACGAUUAAUUGAUUUUAAAUCAGAUGAACCUCCAGCUACAAAGAGGAGGAAACCUGGAUCAGAACCAGAACCCAGCAUCGUGUCGUUCAAGUCAAGUGGACGUUUAAUCGAUUUGAAGUCAAAUCAACCUUCUACAAAGAGCAUGGACCAGGGGAGCCUAACCCGAACCCGAACCCGAACCCGAACCCUUCCCAGUGGUCUGUCUUCACAGCAACAUCAGACACGGGACUCCGUGUUGACGGAGCUGACAGAAAACAUUUCUACUUUUGCAACUAAUGAGUUGAAGUGGAUAAAGAAUGUGUUGAGUCCAGAUUACAAAGAAAGUUUAGAAAGUCAGAGCGAAGGUGAAGCUGAGAAACAAAGGAGCAGCAGAGAGGCGUUUUUAAAGAUCAUAGUAAACACUCUGAGGAACAUGGACCAGGAGGGACUGGCUGACCUUUUACAAAGCAGGGAUGAGGACGGCGAACUGCAGGAGGGUGAUGGACUC
Xiphophorus maculatus (southern platyfish) is the source of this 832-nucleotide messenger RNA. Its product is annotated as zinc finger protein jing homolog. The transcript is spliced from 7 exons. The annotation marks the transcript as partial. The record is from RefSeq and is a predicted model, not a curated record. NCBI's taxonomy places the organism in Eukaryota, Metazoa, Chordata, Actinopteri, Cyprinodontiformes, Poeciliidae.